Messenger RNA from Musca vetustissima, 1302 nucleotides. RefSeq lists its product as uncharacterized. The record is from RefSeq and is a predicted model, not a curated record. The transcript is spliced from 4 exons. The coding region runs from base 1 to 1302 and encodes 433 amino acids. Lineage: Eukaryota; Metazoa; Arthropoda; Insecta; Diptera; Muscidae.
AUGUAUAAAUCACGUUCGAAUUAUUGUUCAAGUGGUCACAUUGAUAAGCGUGGCAGUAAUUUGCCUCUCGCCAGAAACAAAAGACGCAAGACAAACAUAAAUCACAGGGGUUUUAUUCAAAACUUACUGGCAAUGAAACAAAGACGACGCAACAAUAACAACAACUCGUAUAGGAAAAACAGCUGCAGUCCAAAUUGUGUGAAAGGCUUCAAUUCCCGCUUUAACGACGACUACUAUCCACCGCGGAACAACUACGCUUACAAUAAUAAUAACAACGGAAAUUGGAACAACAACAGCAAUUGGAAAACUAAUUGGAACGAUAACUCGAUAAUACAUUGGACACCCAAAUCGAAUUGUAACGGUAACAACAACAGCAGCAACAACAACAACGCCAACAAUAAAUAUCGUUUUGAACGUCGUAAUUCAGCAACCGCCAGGAACUUUGCCAACGAUGUUGAUGUGAGGAAUUUUGAAAUAUCCAACAGAGAAUUCGCAAAUGAUUACAACAACAGCAACAACAAUAGUCGAGACUCCUGUUAUAGACGUUCGAAUUCUACAACACCACCUUUGAGAACCAACAAAAGUUCCGUCGAUCGUACUUCGGAAAAAGAAGAAAAGAGAAUUGCGGGAAAAGUCGAGAAGAAACGAAUUGGAAAAGCUGAUAGGCGUAGAAUAUUAAAUGAUUCGCGCGAAAAACUGAAAAACACAAAGGAUUCGGAUUUGUUAAAUGAAAAUUUAGAUAAAAAAUCGGAACAUUUAGAUUUACCAAAAGAAAAUCAAGAUACCAAAUCAACAAUAAAUUUAAAAGAAAAUCUUGAUAGCAAAUCGGAUAGUACUCCCACUUCUUCAAAGAAGAAAUCGGAGAGUGCAAAGAAACCCAAAGUUUCACCCAAGGCCUUGAAAAAAGAGGCCUCCUUGGGUAUUAAUAAAGUAAAACCACCUCUUAACAAGGCUGCCGUGAAAAGGUCUAACCUAAAGCAGCCUAUUAAAACGAAACCACCACCUGCCAAGAAAAUCUCCAAACCGAAAUUAAAUAAAAAUUCAGAAAUUGGUAAAACCACAAUUGCUGUGGCCGAUACCACACAAAGAGAUAACUCGCCGGAUUCAAGCUCAACACAAAUUGCAAAUUCCAAGGGUGUAUGUGACAACAAAGAAUCGGAUUCAAAGUCGGAUGAAAAGGCUGACGAUUUAGAGGCCAAUGAAGCGGAAUCAAAUUCACAAGAAAUCGAUAAUCACAUAGAAAAGGAGACCAAGGAAGGUGAAAAAGAAGCAGUGGAAAAUUGUGUUUACCCAGCUUCCUAA